This is a messenger RNA of Phytophthora infestans T30-4, 2371 nucleotides long. Its product is annotated as autophagy-related protein, putative. The record is from RefSeq and is a predicted model, not a curated record. Gene Ontology annotation, biological process: protein localization to phagophore assembly site; autophagy of mitochondrion. Gene Ontology annotation, cellular component: phagophore assembly site; autophagosome. Bases 146 to 2371 code for a protein of 741 amino acids. Lineage: Eukaryota; Oomycota; Peronosporomycetes; Peronosporales; Peronosporaceae. The transcript has 2 exons.
AGAAAAAGCUCUCCAGUGUCGCGAUCCGUCACCUCGCCACCUCCUUCCCGUCGUAUCCAGCAUCUUUUGAACGCUCACCACCUGUGUAUUUUCUACACCAUCGUCUCUCCAUUCAACUCAAACUGAUUUUAUCCCAAAUUGUGCCAUGAACGAGUCGCUACUCGCCGCCAACGAUGAUCAUCUCGCGCACGCGGAAGAGGAGGACGAAUUGCUCUGGAAUGAACUCAAGGACGAUCACCGUGCGCCCCCUUUUGGCGGAACAAGUCGGCCAGAUUCGGCUCAAAGCGGCCAUGGGGGCAGCUCAUCCCCGGGGGCUCCACAGCUUCCAUCACUGCGAGUCAACGUGCACCUUCCCGCCAUCUCGACACUGUUCCGUGAGGUGCUGGACACGGCUAAGGCGGCGCUUCCUGGGGCUCAACGUCGAUCCAACGGACAGGGUGGGGCCCCAGGUCACGGUCGUGUAUCGCCCGUUCCCGACCGCUAUGGAAACGUGGCCAAUCUGGACGCAUUCCUCAUCACUCUAUACAACUACUACUACCACAAGGGCUUCUGGAGCAUUGUGGUGGUGGAGCUGGUGAGUCUAGUAACUGGACUGUUCAGCGUUGUGCUUUCGAGCUUUCUUCUCGGCUGUGUGCAAUGGGGGCCGCUGCUAGAGUGCCACAGACACCCCGAGAGUGGAGGCUGUGCACAGGAAAUGGAGAAAUACAUCACGUGCAGAGCAGAUAAUAACGGACUCUUGGGGCUCAUUGGGGCCUUCUACUUUGCCAUGUUCUUGGUGUACUGGGUCUCAAGAGCUUUCCAGCUAGUAGGGACACUGAGAGACACUCGAGCGAUGGAGGUUUUCUACAAGGAACGACUCCAUAUUGACGAACGACAAGUGCAGACCAUAGCGUGGGACGAAGUGGUGACGAGAGUACUGGAUCUAGUGAAUGGGGCCAACGCUCCGGUGAACAUGCGCCAGCUCUCGUCCUACAAGCUCCAGAUUGACCCAGCGCUGCUCUCGUCGCCUCACGACUUUGCUCGACGCAUCAUGCGACGUGAUAAUUACCUCAUUGCCUUCAUGAACCACUCGCUGUUUCAAAGCAAGAAUUUGCUGCCAACCUCCUUACAAUUCCUAUCUACGUCGCACAUUAUGUGCUCAAGGAACAUGGAGGCCAAUCUGAAUAUCUGCCUGCUGGAUCAAAUGUUCGACGCCGAGUUGAAUCUCGCUCCGUCUGUGAUUCACAACGUGGAGAUGCUCAAGAAACGCUUCGUGAUCGCAGGAGUGCUCAACUUUGUGCUCGCGCCCUUUAUUCUGCUGUAUCGACUGUCGCGUUUCUUCUUUUUAGCGGCGCAGGAGUGGCAAACGAACCACGUGUACUACUUCGGCACGCGUCGUUGGUCAGCGUAUGCGAUUUGGCGGUUCCGAGAGUACAACGAGCUUCCUCAUGUUCUCGAUGCACGGAUGGCGCGCUCGUACUCGCUGGCGGACCGUUACCUGGGCAUGUUUCCAGCUGGGGCGCUUGCAAUUAUCGCUGGAGGAGUUUCCUUCUGUGCGAGCUCGUUGAUGGCUGUUCUACUGCUCGUGAGUCUGUUGGAGGAGUCGGUCCUGCUGCAAACUACGCUGUUCGGCCAUGAAUUGCUGUGGUAUCUGACCAUAUCGACGGGUGUGUUCGCGUUAUCGCGAUCGUUUACGACGUCUGCGUCUCCGUUCUUGGUCAACGGAGAUUGUGAAGAAACGAUGAUGCAGGUAUCGGCGGAGACGCACUACUUUCCUAAGGAAUGGCGGGGUCAGUGUCACUCGUUCGAGGUGCGAGACGCAUUCACGGUACUCUUCCCUUACAAGGCUGUGCUCUUCGCGGAGGAGUGCGUGUCGGUCUUGUUGGCGCCGUAUAUCUUGUGUAUCUCGCUUCCUCGACUUGCUCGCGAGAUUUUGCUGUUCCUGCGCUCCCAUUCGCUCGUGCAUCCUAGUACUGGAGCUGUGUGCCGAUUCGCAGAGUUCGACUUCAAGGAGUACGGCAACGACGCCAAGAUGGAGAGCUCGUUCAUUAAUUUCAAGCAGAACCACCCGAAGUGGGUCGGUGCUCGUGAAGGAGAGGUACUUAUGCAGCGUCUGGGCAAGCUGAAGGAGGAGGAGAUGGAGAAGUCGAUGCGGAUGGGCGACACCAUGAUGUACAGCAGCCACAUGUCGAUGUCGCAGCAGCUUAUGCAGUCUCAAGCCAUCCAGAACGCAAUGGGAGGUGGGCGGAUGAGCGGAUACAUGCCUCAAGACAACGAGUUCUACUGGCUGGAGAAGCUCCAUCAGCAAGGCCGACUGGGCGAACUGGACCUGGAAGGCAUGAAAGGCAACCCCGCUGACAGUAUUUCCAUCUCGAGUCUUGGCUCUCCGUGA